AGACUCUAACACUUAAAUUAAUACCAGGGGACCCAUACAUUAUAUAAAAAGCCUGUCUGCUUUUCCCUUCAGUGUUCAUCACAAGAAUAUGGAACCUCUGUAUUGCUUGGCAUAACUGCGCCACGCAGGGAACCAUUUUCGGGAGCAGGCUGGGAAAAGAAGAGAGAGCCGCGGACGAUGUAACAAUUUUCAAAUCUAUGGCUCAAAGAAACUAGACCAAUAAUAUUCACUUCUUUCCCUGACUUAAUUUCUCUAACCACAAUUUAAUUGGAUGAGAACACCGACAUCAGGGGGCGAAGCAUUUGCGAAACGCACUUUGGGAUGAAGAUUAUGAGAAUAAAGUGCCACAACCAGACGACUGUUUCUGAAUUUUACCUUGUGGGAUUUUCAAUGCUAAAUGAGGCUGGAUCUUACGUUUUUGUUCUCAUUUUUAUUGUUUAUAUUCUAUCCAUCACAGCCAAUACCUUUAUCAUCGUCCUUAUUAAAAGUGAACAACGUCUUCACAAGCCCAUGUACUUCUUCAUUGGGGGACUCUCGUUCUUAGAGAUCUGGUAUCCUACAGUCACUGUCCCCAGACUACUCUUGGCUUUACUGACUAAAGAAGAGUCUAUUUCCUCAGCCGGUUGCCUUACUCAGUUCUUCUUUCAUUUUUCAUUUGGUGCCACAGAAAACUUUCUUCUGACUGUCAUGGCCAUUGACCGAUUUGUGGCUAUAUGCAAUCCGCUACGUUAUUUAGUGAUCAUGGACCAAAGUACUUGUACCACCCUACUUUUGGGCUCUUGGGUCUGUGGGUUCCUAGUUGUCGCUAUCCCUUGUUUACAAAUCUCGAAACUUUCGUUCUGUGUUGGAAAUAAGAUUGAUCACUAUUAUUGUGACUUUGCUCCCCUGAUGAAGUUAUCCAGCUCCGAAACCUCACAUAUUCAGAAGAUGGUCUUUGUGUCGUCUUGUUUUGUAAUAUUAGGUUGCUUCUUCGCAAUUAUUGUGUCCUAUACUUGUAUUAUCCGAGCAACAAUGAACUUCUCCACUUCUUUUGGGAGACAGAAGACAUUUUCUACCUGCGCCUCCCAUCUAGUCGUUGUGAUUGUCUUCUAUGCUACAACUAUUUUCAUGUUUGUUCGACCUACUACCGGUGACCUUUUACACUUAAAUAAGAUAAUUUCAGUCAUUCCUUCCAUUGUAACCCCCCUAUUAAAUCCUAUUAUCUAUACCCUGAGGAACAAUGAAGUAAAGGAAGCUGUAAAGAAAAAGGUACAAGACUUAAAAAUGGAACAAGUAAUAAAUAAAAAAUAUUAA
Molecule: messenger RNA, 1293 nt
Organism: Hyla sarda
Lineage: Eukaryota; Metazoa; Chordata; Amphibia; Anura; Hylidae
Product: olfactory receptor 6F1-like
Exons: 4
Coding region: 322-1293 (323 amino acids)
Biological process (GO): G protein-coupled receptor signaling pathway
Cellular component (GO): membrane
Molecular function (GO): olfactory receptor activity; G protein-coupled receptor activity
Source: RefSeq, a predicted model, not a curated record